Messenger RNA from Ylistrum balloti, 1251 nucleotides. Its product is annotated as neuronal acetylcholine receptor subunit non-alpha-2-like. Gene Ontology annotation, molecular function: neurotransmitter receptor activity; transmembrane signaling receptor activity; extracellular ligand-gated monoatomic ion channel activity. Lineage: Eukaryota; Metazoa; Mollusca; Bivalvia; Pectinida; Pectinidae. Gene Ontology annotation, cellular component: membrane; synapse; neuron projection. The transcript has a single exon. The coding region runs from base 1 to 1251 and encodes 416 amino acids. The record is from RefSeq and is a predicted model, not a curated record. Gene Ontology annotation, biological process: chemical synaptic transmission; regulation of membrane potential; monoatomic ion transmembrane transport.
AUGGAACCGGUGAAUAAGAUGUUGCUCUGGUGCUUCCUGUCGUCAAUGACUAGUUUGACUCAUAGCCAUCACAUUACAACAACUUUAGACGAACAGAAAAAACUCCUCACACGUAUUUUCGAUGGUUAUGACAAAAGGCUCCGACCUGUGUUAAAACAAAGUUAUUCUGUUCAUGUGAAUAUGACAUUCGCAUUGAAUUCGAUAAACGAAUUUGACGAAAAGUCACAGAAACUCGCAGUAACAGGUGUGUUUGAUUUGCGGUGGACAGACGAAUCCCUAUUGUGGAACAAAUCUGAAUAUGGUAACGCGUUCCACGUACAUAUAGAUGGAAAUUCAAUAUGGCUCCCAAAUAUUGCCCUAAUGAACACCUUUGGGAAAAUAACUAUGCUUACUCACUCGGCUGGGACGGCCCUAGUUUACUUUGACGGGACGGUGAUGUGGUUCCCUGGGGACAGUUAUGUUGUUACAUGUGAAGUAGAUAUUACUUAUUAUCCUUUUGAUUCUCAGGAUUGCUAUUUCAGAUUCAAAAUAUGGGAUGGACCUGUUUCCGAAGUGGCGCUCAUCUCAAAUUUAGAUACAAUGAAUCUCAUAGACUUCCAGGAAAAUGUUGAAUGGGCUUUAAUAAAGACUGAAGCUAAAAGUUCGGGACUCGACUAUUCAUCAAUGCAAUCAUAUGUUGAUUAUAUGAUACGUCUAAAGCGGAGACCAAAAUUCGUCGUAUUGACAAUGUUAACUCCUGUUAUUCUACUGGCAUUUUUGAACAUCUGUGUGUUCCUGAUUCCCCUGUCUUCAGGAGAGAAGAACUCGUUCUGUGUGACAGUGUAUCUAUCGUAUGCUGUAUUUAUGGGAUUAAUCGCUUCAGAACUGCCACAUAACUCCCAACACGUGUCCUACCUGACCAUGUAUCUACUCGCGCUGCUGGUGUUCAGUGUGGUUAUAGUCCUGAUAACAGUCAUACAAGUUCGCCUGUUCAUCGAGUAUGGCGAAACUCCGGCACCGGCAUCGAUUUCCAACAUGCUGGGUUUUAAAAACACGUCCCAAGUAAAUCCUUUGGGCAGUAAUGAUGUAGUUGACUUCGAGGAUGACGUUUUAGAGAACAAAGAAGUCAAUCAAUCAAAGAGAAACCAAACGCGUGUUUGCUUGAAAGACGUACUGCCUAAACUCGACUGCCCAUUGUUUUGUUGUUUCCUUGUUGUCUUUAUCAUUAUGACAAUCGUUAUUGGCGUUGUGACCUAUUCCCAUUCCUUGUGA